Candoia aspera is the source of this 1233-nucleotide messenger RNA. It is a transcript of the gene C10H1orf232, whose product is annotated as chromosome 10 C1orf232 homolog. The coding region runs from base 639 to 1208 and encodes 189 amino acids. Gene Ontology annotation, biological process: spermatogenesis. The transcript is spliced from 4 exons. NCBI's taxonomy places the organism in Eukaryota, Metazoa, Chordata, Lepidosauria, Squamata, Candoiidae. The record is from RefSeq and is a predicted model, not a curated record.
UUAGGAAGGCUUUCCUUUUCAAUUUCCCUGAGAUUCCAAAGUGGGAGAAACAUUCUGCUUGGGAUUAGGGAACUUCUGGAGCCAAGUGGGACAUUCUGAAGAUGAGGAGGCUUUCUACACAGAAAUGGUCUUUGCCCAUAAGGAAAAUCUUAAUGGACAAGGGUAGCCAGCAAGGAUCACACAUUUAUCAAGUGUGAGAUGAAGAAGGUAACCAUAUUUUCGCAGAACUUAUCUGGGGGUGGGAUACAUAAAGAAGAGAGAACCAAGGAUGCUUCUGUUAUUUCCAAGAGCUAUCAUCCAUUAGUAUUCUGGGUCAGCCAUGUAUCUAAUUCUACUUCGUUCUUUGAAAUGAAUGCUGUAUGCUUCUGAAUUGUUAAUGAAGACACCAGAUCUAAGGAGGAGGCAGCCAGAAACAGGUGUGAAGUAGCAGGACACACUAGUUUCUAUCUGAGCUACUAGUAUCCUGCCAAGCCACCAAAGCAGCUGCGUGCAGUGGCACAAUGGCCACUGGAACUUAAUUGCUUAGAGCUCGACGUAGAAACUGAAGAGGGAACUGCAAAGCUUAAAGGUUCACUUGCUGGGACCCUCUUGCAUCUGGAGAAACUGAGACCACAGAAGCUGAACUGGCUGGUGCAACAAUGACUCAGGGAUUCUGGAAAGUCUACAAGGCAAAAGUACUGCAAGCCCUUGGUGGAGAAUUUCAGGAAGAAGAUCUCCAAAAUGAGACAGAGAAUCCUGAACUGGUGGAAACUACAGACUCCAUACUGCUGACAGAGGAGGGACUGAACCCUGUUUCUCAGUUGGCUCGGCGGGUCCAGGGAGCUGGGGUCAAAGGCUGGAGGACCAUGUCAUCUUUGUUCAGUCAGGAGGACGAAGAUCAGUUGCUGGCUCCUGAACCUUGUGCUGACCACCCUCUAGCUGCAAAACCAGCAGAAGAAUCACCUUCCGAGAAGAAGACCUCUGGCCUUUGGGAUGUCUUUGCCACUAAGUGGCAGCAAACUUCAGCUCUGGAAAAAAUGGCUGCCCAGGUGGACCCCAGGGAGCAAAUAGUUGAGGGCAGUGGGGUGUCUGGGGAGAUUCCAGCUGAGGAAGUCAGUGACCUUGGCCAUGACAAUGAUCUCCGAGAGGCUGAAGGUGUAGCCUUCAAAUGGAGCUUCCUAACCAAAUUGGCUGAGUUGAAGAACAAGAAUAUUCCCAAAAGUAACUAGGACAGACACAGAAAUGGAGGACUUU